CGUCACGGCGUCACCGCUCGCUGGACGCUUAGCAAUUGRUUGUAAUAAUUGUCAUUGUAUGAGUUUAGAACUGUCUCUACUCUCUAACGAUUUUUGACUUUUGUUGACGAUUCGAUCAUUUUUACAUUGUUUUCUUAGUAGAUGACUGGUUGUUAACAAUUUUUAUUCGUGAAUAUAGUUAUUAAAUACUAUAACUUACAAAAUGGCCGUCAGACGUACAGGACUACUUACCGAAGAUUUAUCGCACGUCGAGUUUGAAACCAGUGAAGAUGUCGAAGUACUGACGACGUUCGAUAAUAUGAAACUUCGGGAAGACUUGGUUCGUGGGAUAUACUCGUACGGUUUUGAACGCCCAUCAGCUAUCCAACAAAGAGCCAUCAAGCCAAUGAUCAAAGGACGCGAUGUCAUUGCCCAGGCUCAAUCAGGAACUGGUAAAACGGCUACAUUUUCUAUCGCAAUGUUACAAUCUAUAGACACUCAGUUAAGAGAUACACAAGUGUUAUGUUUGUCGCCAACUCGAGAACUUGCUGUACAAAUCCAAAAGUGUAAAACUCCUGCUGUAAUCCAAGCUAAGCGACCAAAUUUACUAAUUGGCCGUUCUGGAAGAUUUGGGCGCAAAGGUGUUGCAAUAAAUUUUGUUAAAAGCGAUGACAUAAGAAUCUUACGUGAUAUUGAACAAUAUUACUCCACACAAAUUGAUGAAAUGCCCAUGAAUGUUGCUGAUUUGAUAUGAAGACAUCG
This is a messenger RNA of Diuraphis noxia (Russian wheat aphid), 741 nucleotides long. Its product is annotated as eukaryotic initiation factor 4A-III. The record is from RefSeq and is a predicted model, not a curated record. NCBI's taxonomy places the organism in Eukaryota, Metazoa, Arthropoda, Insecta, Hemiptera, Aphididae. Gene Ontology annotation, molecular function: RNA helicase activity; ATP binding; nucleic acid binding.